This is a messenger RNA of Spirodela intermedia, 1038 nucleotides long. Lineage: Eukaryota; Viridiplantae; Streptophyta; Magnoliopsida; Alismatales; Araceae. The record is from the annotation of a GenBank genome assembly.
AUGGUGGCGGCGGCGGGAGGAAGUUCGCUGGCUCUCUCCGGGCCGAGGCCGGGCGCGGAGUGGGCGACGGUGCCGUACGGCGGCACCCUCCUAGCGCCGCCCGAGGGGAAGCAGCAGAGGGCAUCCAGCUUGGAGUCUCCGAUCAUGCUGCUCACGGGGCACCAGAGCGCGGUGUACACGAUGAAGUUCAACCCUUCGGGAUCGGUGAUCGCCUCCGGUUCCCACGACAGGGACAUCUUCCUCUGGAACACCACCGGAGACUGCAAGAACUUCAUGGUGCUGAGGGGCCACAAGAACGCGGUCCUGGAGGUGCAGUGGAUGGCCGACGGCGCCCAGGUCAUCUCCGCCAGCGCCGACAAGACCCUGCGCGCCUGGGACGUCGAAACUGGGCGCCAGGUGAAGAAGAUGACUGAGCACCUCUUCGUGGUGAACGGCUGCAGCGCCUCCCGCAGGGGCCCGCCGCUGGUGGCGAGCGGCUCCGACGACGGCACCUCGAAGCUGUGGGACCUGCGGCAGCGCGGCUCCGUGCAGAAUCUUGGCACGGAGCACCAGAUCACGGCGGUGGGCUUCUCCGACGCCUCCGACAAGGUCUACACCGGCGGCGUGGACGACGUGAUCAAGGUGUGGGAUCUCCGGCGGGUGGAGGUGGUGGAGAAGUUGCAGGGUCACAGCGACACGAUCACGGGGAUGCAGCUGAGCCCCGACGGGUCGUACCUGCUCACUAACGCCAUGGACUGCACGCUGCGGAUCUGGGACAUGCGGCCGUACGCGCCGGAGAACCGCUGCGUGAAGAUCUUCGCCGGCCACCAGCAUAACUUCGAGAAGAACCUGCUGCGCUGCGGAUGGUCGCCGGACGGGAGCAGGGUUACGGCGGGGAGCGCCGACCGGAUGGUCUACGUCUGGGACACCACCUCCCGCCGCAUCCUCUACAAGCUCCCCGGCCACACCGGCUCCGUCAACGAGACCGCCUUCCACCCCGCCGAGCCCGUCAUCGGCUCCUGCAGCAGCGACAAGCAGAUCUUCCUCGGCGAGAUCUAA